Messenger RNA from Lindgomyces ingoldianus, 760 nucleotides. RefSeq lists its product as uncharacterized. NCBI's taxonomy places the organism in Eukaryota, Fungi, Ascomycota, Dothideomycetes, Pleosporales, Lindgomycetaceae. The transcript is spliced from 2 exons. Bases 234 to 710 code for a protein of 158 amino acids. The record is from RefSeq and is a predicted model, not a curated record.
UCCGUCGAGCAAUGUAGAAAGCGUGACCGAAGAGAGAAUACAACGUGUAUACAAAUAUCAAGAAGGCGCUCAUGCCUAUCUUCAACCAGUACCUCAUUUAGAACACGGCGAAUAAGUCCAAGGUGAAUGCGCUCACGGUCAUCAUAAUGACGGAUGAUUUAUGGAAAGGCCUGACGAACAAGAAUGAGAUUAUUGAUACUAUUGUUUAGUUUCAUAAGGAUCUCAAGGAGGACAUGGGUAAGAUCAAGAUCGAUCGCCAAGUGAGCAUCGAAUUCAUCGAAUUUGGCGAUGACCAAGAAACGCAUGAACGGCUGCGGCGUCUCGAUGAUGACAUGCCUUUCCGCGGCGUCUCCGAUAUGAUUGACACUGAAAAAUUCUCCGUUACUAGCAACAUCUCCACAAUGCUUCUAGGCUUGCUCGUGGAGGCAAUGGACAUGCUCAACGACGACAGCCUCGAGCACCUCUCUACGAUUGACGACACUGAAUCAUCUCCCUUGCAAACCACUGGACCCACACAAGUCAACACCCUGCCACUGCGAUCCAUAUCGGAGGAGUCGAACGGCAGCAGCUUCUCGUCGUCCACUGCGUCCAUGCAUUACACGCAGCAGACACUACCAUCCCUACCGUCACCACCAUUCUCCCCGCAGCAAGCGCAACCAAAGGCAAAGAAUAACAGGCUUUCCGUUCCAAGCUUUCUUUCUCGAUCGUAAUGAUGAAUCUUUCCUACCGUCCUCGUACCGCAUAUUCAUUUUCCCCUUUU